Peronospora matthiolae is the source of this 342-nucleotide messenger RNA. NCBI's taxonomy places the organism in Eukaryota, Oomycota, Peronosporomycetes, Peronosporales, Peronosporaceae. The record is from the annotation of a GenBank genome assembly.
AUGAGGACCAUUGGUGCUGGAGCUACUUAUGCCGAGGAAGUGGCAAGUGACCGUGCAAUUCGUGAGAGGUGCCUGAAGCCAUAUCUGAUAUUGCGAAGUCAGUACAAGGCACGCCUUGAAGUGCAACCACGUAGUGCACCUGUUCUACCGAUUAAGGGUGUACUUAUUCUCUUAAUCACAGGCAAAACAACGGAUGAAGAAGACAACGACUUCAUUCGCUGGGUGCACUACACUCGUAGCCUCAGCAGUAUGUACGCUUGGAGAGCUGGUGUCAGUGUGGUCGAUGUGCGUCUCGAACGCAAGCUUCGGUAUGACUAUGCCAAGCUUAAUGCCUCAGGCUAA